This is a messenger RNA of Carlito syrichta (Philippine tarsier), 384 nucleotides long. Its product is annotated as sulfotransferase 6B1-like. The record is from RefSeq and is a predicted model, not a curated record. NCBI's taxonomy places the organism in Eukaryota, Metazoa, Chordata, Mammalia, Primates, Tarsiidae. Gene Ontology annotation, cellular component: cytoplasm. Gene Ontology annotation, molecular function: sulfotransferase activity. The transcript is spliced from 2 exons. The annotation marks the transcript as partial. Gene Ontology annotation, biological process: sulfation.
AAUCUGGCCGCUGGAAUACAACAAAUUGCAGAGUUCUUGGGAUUCUCUCUAACGGGGGAGCAGAUUCAAAUCAUCUCGGCCCAGAGCACCUUCCCAGCAAUGCGAGCCAAGUCUCAGGACACACACGGUGCCGUCGGCCCGUUCCUGUUCCGAAAAGGUGAAGUUGGUGAUUGGAAAAAUUUGUUCAGUGAAACUCAGAACCAGGAAAUGAAUGAAAAAUUCAAAGAGUGCUUGGCAGGCACAUUACUAGGAGCAAAAUUGAAGUAUGAAGCAUAUUGCCAGGGUUGAUUCUGGUCAAUUCUGCAGGCCUGAUUUUUAAAUUUACAUGGAUAAUAAUUGAAGUUAAAUAAUUACAUGAUAAGUCAAUCAAAUAGCUAAAUAAUA